Olea europaea var. sylvestris is the source of this 804-nucleotide messenger RNA. RefSeq names its product ankyrin repeat-containing protein NPR4-like. Bases 1 to 804 code for a protein of 267 amino acids. The record is from RefSeq and is a predicted model, not a curated record. Lineage: Eukaryota; Viridiplantae; Streptophyta; Magnoliopsida; Lamiales; Oleaceae. The transcript has 2 exons.
AUGGGAACGAGGCAUGAUAAUUUUUACAACAAUUAUUUACAUCUUGCCGCAAAAUUAUCUCCUCCUUCUCAACUUGAUAUUGUAACUGGAGCAGCACUACAAAUGCAAAGGGAACUGCAAUGGUUUAAGGAAGUUGGGAGCACAGUACAACCCAAACUCAAAGAGGAACUAAACAGCUACAACAAAACACCAAAAAUUUUAUUCACUGAUGAACACGAGAAGUUAGCCAAAGAAGCAGAGAACUGGAUGAAAAAUACAGCAAGAUCGAGUAUGAUAGUGGGCACUCUAAUUGCUGCUGUAAUGUUCAUAACAACUUUCACAGUACCAGGUGGUAAUAAAAACGACACAGGAAUGCCAACAAUGCUGGAAACUCAAAGGAUUCCAUUCUUGAUUUUCAUGAUUUCGAAUGCCCUGUCAAUGUUCAGUUCGAGUAUGUCGCUAUUGAUCUUCUUGGGAAUUCUUACGGCGCGUUAUGCAGAAGAAGAUUUUCUCAAGUCCUUACCGACAAAAUUAAUAUCAGGACUGAUGAGUUUGUUCCUUUCGAUUAUUACCAUGAUGGCAUCCUUUGGUGCUGCAUUGUAUUUGAUUCUUCAUGAGAAUUUGUCUUGGGUCACUGUUCCUAUCAUCGUCCUUACAAUGAUUCCAAUAGUUCUUUUCUCCAUCCUGCAGUUUCCUCUCUUGAUUGAGAUGACACAACGGACUUACGGAGCUGGGAUAUUUGGUAAAUAUAAGAAGAAAUCCCGUUUUGCUAAGUUCAGAGCAUGUUUGAUAUGGAGAAAUCCAUUGAGGAAGAAAAGACAUUAA